AUGAUGGGGAAAAGACAACGGAUCACACUGCUUGCUUUGGCAACCGCCUUUCUGGCAACGCCGGUCGUCACACAGCGACCCCAGCUCGGGGCUGUUCCCUACGGUGUCGAGAUCCGAUCCUGCACACGGCCGAACAUGGUGGCCCUGACCUUCGACGACGGUCCCUCUCACCUGACACCGGACCUUUUGGAUCUCCUCGACGAACAAGGCGUGAUGGCGACAUUCUUCCUGAACGGCAACAAUAUGGGCGAAGGGCCCAUCACCGACCAGAGUCUCGGGCAUGGCUCUGUCAUCAGGCGCAUAUACCAGUCCGGCCACCAGAUUGGCAGCCACACCUGGAGCCAUACAGACUUCAACACGAUCUCGGACGACCAGCGUUGGGACGAGCUCGUGGAGCUGGAUGCUGCUUUGCUGGGCAUCAUCGGGAUCAAAUGGGACCUUGACACCAACGACUGGAAGCAAGACGAGCAGGCGUCCAGGGACACGUUUUCACAGACCCUCGAAUGGCAAAAUUCGGCCAUUGUCCUGGCCCACGACAUCCACGAAAUGACUGUCUACAGUCUCGCCGCGUACAUGAUCUCCACGGCCAGGGCCAAGGGCUUUUCUCUCGUCACCGUGGGAGAAUGUCUCGGCGACCCGCGGGGGAACUGGUACAGGACUGGCGGCUCCUCUUCGAGGACAAACACCAAAAAUUUCCAGAAGCAGCGGCAAAAUCUCCAAGAGGGGUCUUCGUCAGCGACGCCAGUGUCACCGGACAUGGUCACUUGGGCAAGCUCGAGUGAUCUCAGCGCCAGUGUCGGCCCAUCCGUGUCCGCGGCAGCAGAGGAUAGUGACGCAUCGAGAAGUAGCGACGACAGCACAGAGGGCAACAAGAGAUCCCCGUCGACAGGACUCCGCAGUCCGAUCAGCAGCACGAUGAGCGGCGAGGACCGGAAGACCGAGCUUCUCUCUUGCGUUACGUCGUUUUUCCGCACGGCGCUCAUAUGGACCUCUUGUGACGAAUCGGAUCUGUCAUGCUGGUGUGCAGAUGCCAAUCGGGAAACGCUGGCCAAAGGCAUCACCGAAUGCUUCAACGAGAACGAAAACUGGGACGAGGGCGACAUUAGGCGCUUGAUGAGCUCCUAUCAAACAGUCUGCGAUAUUGCAGGCGGCAUCGUCGCCAGACAGCCCACGCCGAUUUUAUCAGUUGGCGAUACCACCAAGACAGACAGUCCUCGCCCAACGGGCAGCCUAAAGUCAGGCGAGGGGGAUCUCAUCGCCGUACCACCACCAGCCCCUUCUAACAAUGAGAUUCCACUAGCGGCAAAGAUUGGCAUGGCUGUCGGAUUUCCUGUGCUCGGCUUGCUUUGUGCCAUCCUCGUCUGUCUCUACAUCCGCGAGAGGAGACGAAGGAAAGGACUUGAAUGGACCACUACAUCUACUGCGACAACGACGCCAAGGAAGGAUAAGCGCUCAUCGCUAGGCUCGAAGCGAACCACGGGGACGACGAUGAGUCUCGCCGGCGCAAGUCACCACCACGCCGGACGACAUGAUAGUGUCAGAGGGACACAAGGCAGUCACUCAGACAUGAGGCGCUCGGACAGUGGCGUCUGGCGGCCGAGCAGGAGUGAGCAGGAUGUUAUCAGCCCGAGCUCGGGGGAGAGCGGCCAGGGGAAGAAGAGCUUGGGGCGCGUGUUGGAGGAGCCGCCCCGGCCGAGCUAUUUCCAGGAGCUGCCGUCGUGA
Molecule: messenger RNA, 1722 nt
Organism: Emericellopsis cladophorae
Lineage: Eukaryota; Fungi; Ascomycota; Sordariomycetes; Hypocreales; Bionectriaceae
Exons: 4
Coding region: 1-1722 (573 amino acids)
Biological process (GO): carbohydrate metabolic process
Molecular function (GO): hydrolase activity, acting on carbon-nitrogen (but not peptide) bonds
Source: RefSeq, a predicted model, not a curated record